Clunio marinus is the source of this 341-nucleotide messenger RNA. NCBI's taxonomy places the organism in Eukaryota, Metazoa, Arthropoda, Insecta, Diptera, Chironomidae. The record is from the annotation of a GenBank genome assembly.
AUGGCACCAGAGGGCGCUGCGCCCUCUGGUGUCACCUUACAGAAACAUAAUCUAGAGAGAGAAGAUGCAGAAUGUAUCAAGGAACAACUUUCCCAAACAUACUUUAUACUUAAAUAUGAUAGUUUAAGUUUUAUAGCUAAAGAACGAAAGUUACCUUUGAAAAAUAUUGUACCUACGUAUCAUAUGGAAAAUUUAAAAUUCAAAUAUUUCGCAAUGCGUAGGUUUUAGAACUUUAUAUUGUAUGAAAGAUAUGUUCAGAAUUGCUAUUUGAACAUAUCAUAAGAAAACUUUGUACAUAUAAAACCAAGUUUUCUAUGUAUAAAAUGAGUUUAAAAAAUUCC